AAAGAACAACUCCUUUACAGUUACAGUCCAUUUGUAAACACCAUUACAUUCACCACCUUUAAUGUAUGUUUUAUAAAGUACCAUAAAUUAUUUUCAAAACACAAAAUGCAAACAUCGGUUCGAUUGUUAUACCACAUAUCAUUUUUCUAUUUUAGUUUUGUUUUAAAAGUGUUUAAGACAAAGUGUCUUACUGAACAUAGAUCGACUAAACAGCUUAUUGAACAAUAAAUAUCGGCUGAUACAUCGUUUAAAGGAGAUACCUGAUAACCUUACGAGUAAUCUUUUGGAGAAUAACUGGGGCGUUUAUACUCUUAAGUGCCCUGUUUAAAGAUCGAAAAUUGGGGAUUUAUUAUACUAGAUCUUCUUGUCUGAAUUUUGGGUAUAACACUUUUCUCUAUGUAAACCGUCGAAACAUUUUAUGAAGAUAAAUGUGUGUUUAUAUAUCUGUCGCGUUAAUGUAUACACAUAUUCCGGUGUUUAAGUAAAUGUUUGCUUUCAUUCGAGUAAUAAUGUACAUUUGAAUUGAGUUACAAUAUUCUUAAUACGUUCAGUGACAUUUGAUUGACUAAUUUUCAUUCGAAAAUGCGGAUGAUAUCAUGUUUAAUGUGCAUCUUGCUCAUAUAUGGAAUAAGAGUUUUCGACAAUGUGAACGGGAAUUCUUGGAAGAAAACAUCGUUUUUAAAGAAAGCAGAACUCGUGAAAUCCACUGGUCAUGAUAAUAGAUUGAGAAAUGACAAUGACAAGCGGGACAACACUUUUAAUCCAGUUUUACAAAACUUUACGUCAUUAUUUGAAUAUUUGAAUGCCGCGCGUCGUGAUUCUCAUAAUGUAAAACGCUCUCGGACGAAGCGGCAGUCACGGCCAAGGAAUUGCGCAGGUCAGUGUGAAGAUUCUCUGUGUUCUUGGCACGAGGUAUAUGAUGAAGAAAGCACGAGAAUCCCGCGAUUUAUCAAGUAUGCAGUAUGUGACAGUGCAACAUGUAACUUUGGUUUUGGUGGCUUAGAUUCCAGCACGACGCAUUCCCUUCAAGUUCGUACACAGUGUGAUCUUGUUAAAACGGAUAUCCUUGUUACGAACACUGAUGAUGGCGAACAGAGAUGGCUAACUAAUUGGCCAAUAGCUUGCGUAUGCGCGGAGAGGUUUGCAGUUUCUUCAGAAGUGUACGGUCAUGACGGCGGACUUUCUCAAAACGUUGACGUUGACAUUAGCCACAAUGAGCCAAUUGCGCCAGUAUCACGUCAACAAAUUAUUCUGAAUGACGUCAGACGCAGACCUUUAACUCAUUCACAAAGACGAAGGUUACAUCACCAACAACGUCACAUGCAACACUUUGAAACGUGGGAACACAUGAUGCUGAGGAAGUACAACAGAAUAUUAAAGUGAAAUAACUCUGUAAAAUUAUUUUAUACAAAAGGGAAAUAAAUCCGGUAAAUAAAAAAAAUACAUUGCCCUUUUUAUGCUGUAAUAUUAGACUCCAGAAUGUUACAUAAAUCUUUAAAUAUAUUUCUUUGCAAUUACUCCUACAAUUAAUCAUACAUCACAUACUAACGUAUACUUUUGUCACUAAAACUGUAUUUUAAACAACGUUUGUGUAGGUAGCAUGUAAUCGUUUUAUUAAGAUAAUAGAGA
Ruditapes philippinarum (Manila clam) is the source of this 1629-nucleotide messenger RNA. RefSeq lists its product as uncharacterized. Bases 583 to 1383 code for a protein of 266 amino acids. The transcript is spliced from 3 exons. Lineage: Eukaryota; Metazoa; Mollusca; Bivalvia; Venerida; Veneridae. The record is from RefSeq and is a predicted model, not a curated record.